Messenger RNA from Pseudogymnoascus verrucosus, 2624 nucleotides. RefSeq lists its product as uncharacterized. NCBI's taxonomy places the organism in Eukaryota, Fungi, Ascomycota, Leotiomycetes, Thelebolales, Thelebolaceae. Gene Ontology annotation, molecular function: DNA-binding transcription factor activity, RNA polymerase II-specific; zinc ion binding; transcription cis-regulatory region binding. Bases 303 to 2534 code for a protein of 743 amino acids. Gene Ontology annotation, cellular component: nucleus. The record is from RefSeq and is a predicted model, not a curated record. The transcript has 2 exons. Gene Ontology annotation, biological process: regulation of DNA-templated transcription.
AAAGUCGUAGCUCCCAAAAACUACUGCACCAAGCAACUUAGCCUAGCUGCUAACUGCCUUCCGCAUACUGAAUAGCGAUAAGCAACCAAAAGAGUCGCAAGUCAAUUUCGCCAGUCAAAUGUCCAGUCUGCACCGCCCAACCAUACACCACACCCCGCCAUAUUCAAGACCCCGAUUUUUACUACUGUAAUUAUCCUCCCUGAGAGCGACACCGGACCCCUAACGUGAACCGAUACCGGGCCAUAUCGGAGACAUUUUUUAAUUAUUUAGGAAACCACGCGCCAUCGCGCGUGUUUUACUGCAUGGACGCUCAAGGCGGCGUGGGGGUGAUUGGCGGUGGUCACGGCGGAGCCUCUUCGCCAACCUCUAUUCGCAACGGCACCGCCAAUGCAAAACGGAAACGCAGCGGCGCGGGCUUCGAGAGCAGUCCCGGGAGCGUUGAUAUCGCGGAGAAUGAAGAGGAUGAGGCCGAGAGGAGGCGACAGCCCGGCGUGAAAAGGGCUUGCAAUGAGUGUCGUCAACAGAAGUUACGAUGCGAUGUCGUCCAGGAUCCUUUUACCACCUGCUCGAGGUGCAUGCGAUUGAAGCUGGAAUGCAAGAUCGAGUCAAACUUCAAGCGUGUGGGGAAGCGCAGUAAACAUGCCGAGAUGGAAAAGCAAAUUGAGUCAUUGCGACGGAGUCUGCAACGGGCGCAAGCACAGGGAUAUGCGGUCGAGGAAGAGGAGGAUAUCGAAAGCCCUAUGGGUAACGGCAUGUACAGCAACUCGAUGAACAAUUCGUCGUUCCUGCGCAACUCUGAUGAGGCGGUAUCGUCGCUCCUCCACCUAAAACAAAGCGGCACCUACAAUAUACCUCGAGUAGCGCACCAGCUGGAAGAUGUACGCUUGACGGAAGAUCAAGUCAAUCAGCUCUUCAGCGACUACUUCACUUUCUACCAUCCAUUUCUUCCGUUUCUCAACCCCUCGCAACCGCCAGAGCAAUACUUCACACAAUGCCCGCUUCUCUUCUGGGCCAUCAUCUCGGUCUCGGCUCGGCGUACCAAUGUAAUGGAUAACCUCCUCACGUCGCUAGCUGGCCCUCUCUCAAGGUUACUCUGGACAACCAUUGGUGGCGUUCCUGGCAGCCACUACGCCAUCAAGGCACUGUGCCUGCUCUGCACAUGGUCAUUACCUACAAGCACAACAGCUACAGACCCGACCCACAUACUCAGCGGAGUAUUGAUGAAGGCUGCCACAGGCAUCGGGCUUCAUAGGCCCAGCCAUGCACAAGACUUCUCUCGAGUCUCUGUCGAAUUCAACAAGGACGAGUUACAUGACCGAGUGACUACGUGGGCAGUUUGCAAUAUUGUCUCGCAGACUAUUGGCACAGGGUAUGGCCAGCCGGCAACGACACUAUACGACUGGACUCUAGCGAUCCGACCCGGCGAUGCGGGGCCAUUCCAGCUAUCGGCAGAGCUGGAGGCGAGGCUACGAAUUGAACGAUUCACAGACAAGGUGUCCAAGGAGAUGUUCAGCAACGCCAGCGAUCCCCAAGGUGUUUCCGGAGAUGAGCUCCGGGCGAUGCUGACGCGCAUCUUCAGGCGUGAGUAUGCCGAUUUAGAGGCAUCUAUUCUUUCAGACCAAAAUCUCUCCCCAUUUAUAACCGUAUUUCUCAAAGCUGCUGGCCUGCAUUUACGACUAGCCGCGUUCUUCGAUUCUCGAUCUACCCCGAAUUACAUGGAUGAUCUACUUGGAUUAUGGCGGGCGACGACGGGGUUUCUUACGACGGUAUUCAGCCUCGAGACACCUUCGGGCACACACUCGGGCAACAUCCUUCAGUAUGGUACAAACUAUAUGUCCCAAAUGAUUGUAGCUGCCGGGUUUGCGCUGCUGAAGCUCUUGAGCAGCUUCUUCUCGGCGGAAAUCGAUUUCGACCGAGGGAGGCUGCUGUUCCACAAGACGAUCCAGGCCAUUCGUAGUAUGAGUGUCACCAACAACGAUCUUCUGUGGCGACUUGCCGAACUGAUGGCGCAGAUGUGGAACGGGCUGCGGGCGGAGAAGAGGACGGAGCACGGCAGUAGUGAGCUGGAUGGAUCAAUGCAGCUGAAAGUAAGGUGCCGUCACAGCAUGAGCUUGGUAUAUGAUACGAUCUGGCGCUGGCGCGAAGAAUAUCAAGCUCAGGGCCGCGGGAGCAUCGAAGGUACGUCCUUGCGGAUACCUCGUCAAUCGGCCGGCACGACUUCUUCCUCCUGGCUUGAUGCUAACCGAGACUGGGAUGCAGCCGCCUUGAAAAACCCGACAAACCCCGAAUCUGCCGAAGAUUCUCGGGCAUCAUCCACUCCCCUCGACAGCACCCUAGCCCCCCCUCCACAUACACUGCACCAGGGCCUGCCGAAUCAUAUGGCGACUUCUUUAUCUGGGCUCGGGGGAAUGAGUGGCUAUGGGGAGAGUAAUUAUGAGGUCUUCGAUCCGCUGAAUUGGAUGCUGGAUGGAUUGGUCGACUUCCCUUAUUCAUAUGCAGCGGUGCAAGGAUUGGAGACUCAAGGAAUGAGCUGAGUAGGGCGCAGCUCGGUCGUAAAUGACAAAUGCGGUAUGAUGUUGUAUUUUUUUCACAAAAAACGGUGUGCUCAAAUCGGCGUGCGGGAG